GAAAGGGGCCAGUAUUAAUUAAAGCCAAAAAUUUCACUGAAUUCAUUUCCGUGAAAUCUUAAAUUAUUUUUUUAAAUUAAAAGUUUUUAGUACAGAGAUGAUUUUAAAAAAUUUUACCUAAAAAUUAUAUGUGUUCUAAAAUUCAUUAUAUUUUAAAUACAGAUUUUAUUAAAGAGAAUUUUUGUGUUUAAUUUUUAUACAAGUUGUUGACAUGUGAAGCUUGAUGGUUUGUGAUCGUUACGAAUGUGGCUCGAUGUAUUACGACGAAAAAAGUUUUUAAUGUUCUGUGAAUAAUAAUUGAAAUUUGUACGGGAGAUGGAAAUCACUAGAGUAAUUACUUCUAGGAUUUGAAAUUGUAAUGUUAUUUCCAAGUUCCUUUUUCAGAACAUUUUAAGAUAAUGGUGAAAUAGAACUUUGAACAUCAAGAAUGGUCGUGUUUACGUCGGUGUGAAUAGGCUAUGGCUUAUUCGGUGGGUCUAGUCGAAAUUUUAUUAUGGUUAGAAGGAGGUUACUAAAUGAAAGCAGUUACUCAUUUAUAUAAUUUGCUGGUUUAAUUGUUUCUUCGCAAGACUUUGCAAACUGCAGUAAAACACGAUUACCAACGGCGGGUGUUUGUUUAUAAACAGUAACGCAUUUAAUGUUGAUAAGAGUAACGAUUGACAUUUUACUGCAGUUUUCAGUUCUGUUAUGUAAACAGGGGAAAAGAGAUAACAUUCCCCAUUAAAAAGGUUUCAAAAACUUUAUUUUUGAAUAAAUACAGUAUAACCUGAUAUGGUGUCGAAAUGCCCUAGACUCUCAGACUAUUGUGUUGUAGGUGAAGACUUGAGGAAUACAAAUACAUGCGUUCGAGUGGCAUUUGAGAUUGGUCAUGAAGCACUAAGACGUACAAAGAAAACACCAGACGGUUUUACCCAUGACUGGGAGAUCUUCGUCAGAGGUGCUGACAAUACAGAGAUCCACCACUUUGUUGAGAAGGUAGUGUUCUACCUGCACACGACUUUCCCCAAGCCAAAACGAGCCAUCAAGGAGCCCCCGUAUUCCGUUAAAGAAUCAGGCUAUGCGGGGUUCAUCAUUCCCAUCGAAAUAUACUUCAAGAACAAGGAUGAACCCAAGAAAGUGAGGUUUGAGUAUGACCUGGAUCUGCAGCCAAGCGGUCCUCCGGUGAAGAAUGUGCUUCGAGAGACGUUCAUCUUUCCGAACCCGCCAGAGGAUCUGAGGAGACGGCUCAUCAAGGGUGGAGGGGUGGGUGUUGUAGGAUCUGAUCCUGGAGUUCAGCUGGUGCCAACAGAAAAGGCAGUUGUUGUGGAGGACGGUUCAUCUAAAAAUUUGGCCCCCCCACUGAUAGGAAAGCCUAAGUUAGGGGGGGCUGACACUCCAAAGAAGCACAAAGUCAAGGAACACAAGAUUGAAGAGCCACGUGUUAGUAGUUCAUUUGCAGAACUCUUUGGCCCACCAAUUCAGAAGACUACCAAAGUUUCACCAGAUCCAAAAAAGUCAUCUUCUACAUCACCUCAGAUAUUAAACAAACUUCCGGAUAAGGACAAACAAUCUGGAAAAUCUUCUCGCCCUAAAGACAAAGAUGGUGAACGUUCAAGCAGCUCGAAAGAUCGUCCCCGGGACCACGAGAAGAGCAAGGAGAAAUCAUUGUCUUCUGCAUCCAAACAUUCAUCUCCACCUUCCAAGCCCACACCCCUUCCACCUCAGCCACAUGUAAAACCAGACAAGGACGAGAGUAGAAAGCCUUCGCAUGAGGACGGUAGCAAGGAAUUAAAGUCUUCGAGUGUGGAAACCAGCAGGGGUGAGAAGAAAAAGAAAGACAAAAGAAACAAAGAUGAAAAAGCAGCAAAGAAAGAGAGACAUAAAGACAGAGAACAUGGUGAAAAAAAACAUUUAACUGAAAAAGUUGAUAAACAGGAUAAAACAGAUAAAAUUGAAAAAAAUGACAAGCAUGAGAAAACUAGCACUGAAAAUGAUAGAUUCAGAAAAUCUGAGAAAAUCGAGAAAAACAGUAUCAAAGAAACUAAGGAAAAAGAAAACAGUUCUAAUGAGAAAUCAGUAAAAGAUGCUGCUAAGAUUUCUGAGAAACCCAGGGGGAGAGAGAAAGAAAAGGAAAAAGAAAAGGAUAGAGAAAAGGACAGAGAUAAAGACAAGGAAAAGGAAAAAGAGAAGGAGAAAGAAAAACAUUCUAGAGGAGAUAGAGACAAGGAAAAAGACAAAGAGAAACAAAGGCACAAACACAAAAAAAAGGAUAAAAAAGAUAAGAAAGAUGAUAGCACGGGGUUUAAAGACCGUGAGAAGGAUAGAGAAAAAUUGGCUAAAAAAGAUGAUGUGAAUUAUAAAAAUGAAAAUAAAGACCACGAAAAAAAUGGCGUUGGUUUUGAAUCACCUGCUAGCAUCACAGAGAUUCCAAACAGAAAAAAGUCUAGAAGUCCAUCUCCCAUCAUACCCUCAACAGUUCCUAGAGAGAAGCCUCCUCAAAGACCUCUGAAGAAACUACUGGACCAGUUACCAGAACAUUCUAGUAGCGAUUCAGAAUUGACGGCUCCUUCACCAGAUGAGGUCGCAGAUGGGAAGUCUCCUCCGAGCGCGGUUAAGCCGGAGAACAGCGUGGGGACGAUGAGCAAGCCGUCAGGCACCCACAAGAGUGGCUCACCGGGUGCCAGCAAUCAGAAGGAUAAGUCGAGCUCCAAAAAAGAGAAGAAAGAGCGGAAAUACAAGGAACAAGGGGAAAAGGCGGAGAAGAACGAUGCAAACAAGAAGAGGAAAAGGAAAAGCAGCACGAAGGCAAAGUUGGAUGAGAGCGAGCCAGUGGCGAAGACGCCAAGGGUGGAAGAGGCGAAGCAGGAUGAGGAGAUGGCCAAAGCACCGGACGAGGAGGUGAUGGACGUGGACGAGAAGCCGGAAGCAGCUCGGGUGGAACAGAGCAAGUCGGAAGACGAGGACGACGGCAGCGGCAGUGUCAAGGAGGAGUUCGGGGCCCCGCCUGCCCCUGAGUGCUUCACUCCAGAUUACGUGUCUCAGCUGAAGGACUUGCAGCACAAAAUCAUGACCUUGGAGGACAACACUGAGCUUCAGAGGGUGGUGCAAGUUAUCGCUGAGACGGGCCAGUACGAGAUCACCAAGAAGACGUUUGACUUUGACCUGUGUGCUUUAGAUAGGCGGACGGUGAAGAGACUGCAAGAAUUCUUCACUGCUUCUUCGUGACAGUGUAGUUGAAUGACAUCGUGUUUGUGUACAUUAACAUAGCUUGUCUAUAUAUCGUGAGUGGCAAAGAAAAGAUUUUUCUGCAAUCAAAUGCACUGGAAUGUAUUUCCUUUUUGCAGAUCACUAAAAACAAGUAUUUUGCAUGAUGAUACAUUUAUUAGUAUUUUUUGAAUGGCUGUGGUUAAAUGUGCCGGCAAUUUGAAAUGCAGUUAUAUGACACAAAAACACUGCAAAAAUUGUCUAAUAGUUGAUUAGAUGUUCACUUCAUUCUAAAUUGUAUAGUUAUCUUUCUUGCCCUUAAAUGAACUAUUUGUAUGUAUGAGUGACAGUACUACAGAUGCAAAGUAGUUAAUACAAUUGUAUUACUGACAAAGUUAUUUAUUUAAAUAAUAAAUAUUGUAUAUACCUGCUAUAAAUUUGAAUAGUAAAAUUAUAAAAUAUAACUUUUUGACUAUACAUUAUGCAUGAAAUGGCUGAUGUUUUUGUUAUAUGUUGUUAAUUUGAAACAGCGCCAAAAUAUUUUUAAUAUUUUGUUCUCAGUUUAGCUGUACAAAAUAACUAACUUGGAGUAGUUUCGUAUGUUGUUAGUAUUUAUUGCAGAGUUAAAUUUCAGUUGAGUUAUAUUUAGACACAGAAAUUUUGCGGGUUCAAUGACCUACGGGCUAGACUCAAUGGUGGUGUUCUAUUUCAAGCCUCAUUCAUUUGUUCUUCGGCAGCUGUCCUUGGGAGAAAGUAGUCGUGUUUAGAAUGAUCUAAAUGUAAUUCAGCUGUUCUGCUGCUGUUGGUUUGUUAUUAAUAUGGAAUGCUGUAAGUUGUGUCGAAACAACAGUGGCCCAAUUGAAGAUGUUGCGAAAACAUACAACCGUUGAGAGUUUAACUUGUCGUAAAAUGAAUCAGCGAAAUUUUUGGAUACCUAGUUGUGUUGGUUAUUGUUUUAGAAAGUUGUUUAGAAUAUCUUGAAUUACAGUAGAACCCCGAUUAUCCGUGUUAAUGAAGGGGACGAGUGAGUCGGAUAAUCGAAAAUCGCGGUUAGCCGAGUCAUGCUUGCCUCAAAGGUCAUUAGCCCACAGACAGCCAUCUGUGGACAUUCGGAGAUUACAUAUAUACACAUGCUUUGUGUGCGUGUGCGUUGUUCACAUAGAAGCGGACUGCUUAGUGCUGGGCAGCAGUGGUUAUUAAGUCUUUCGUGUGCGGAGACGUGGGCACGCGAGUCGUUGUUGCACCGAGGUGUGUGACUAGCCGCCCGCCAGUCCGAGGGCCCAAGACAGCUGAUAGCUGCCAAGGUCACGCAUUCUUUUCAUCGCCCGUAAGCGACGCUGCCACACUUAGCUCAUUGCUCUGUUGUCAGUAACACCAUCGGGCUGGUUAUUGUUUUACAGAACGACUGCCUUCAAAAUUCUUUUCGAGAUAAGAUUUUUCAUACCAGUGCAUUGAGACUUGAUUUGAUGGUUUUGAAACGGUGUCUCUGUCUCGUAUAAUUCACGGUGUUUUUAUCCCCCUUUAUUUAUAUGAAUUUAAAAUGUUAGAUUUUUUAUUUUUAGCUUGCUGAACGUGGAAUUAGUGCAAAAACGGCCUAGACUUAGUGUUGCAGAUGGGUCGGAAAUCAUAUAACGACCACCUCUCUAUAACGACCCUAAUCUCGGGAACCGUGAGGGGUCGUUAUAUCUAUUCUCCGUUCACUCUUAGCUGAGUUUUGAAAUAAACAAACACCGUCGUAUCACUGUGCCGCGUCAGCAAGUGAUAGGCUGAAUAUAUCUUGCGUGCCAAGCACUAGUUGCAACACACACACUUCCGUACAGUCGGUGCUCAUAAAAUAACGGAGAAGUAAUAUAACAGGAAAAUGGUUCUUCUGUCAAACCUAGUUUUUUUAAAAAAAUUACGUCUGCUGUGAUAAAAUUACGCCACUUAAUGCUACACCCUCCGACAUUUUCUGUUGAAACCAUUCAAACAAACAAGUGUCCAAGCUGCUAAAUGUGGAUUCGUUCAUCGUCUUGCGUUUAUUUAAUCCACUUGAAGUGUCAACCUGUGAAGCAAACUGAAGGAUUUUUUCGCGAUUUUUUAUGAUGUCGCGCACUGUUGUGUUACCGACAUUAAACUCAGUCGCAAGUUUGCAAUCGUUUCUCCACUCUGAAAUCUUUCUAUAAUUUUUGUUUUGCUGUCGAUGGACAGUACCACUCGCUUUCUUUUCUGUUCAUUUGAUGACAUUAUGAAAUGUUGCGCUCAACACUUCCGCACAACACAACAGUAUAAUCCGUCGGAAUGCAGAUCACUGUUACAAUACAUAAAAUUAUCACCACCUUCACGCUUCAACAACGUACACUAAUGGAAUGGACUGUCUCCAUGCGCCGGGUAAUCUCUGUGGCACGGCGCCGUGCUGCGCGCAGGACUGUACAGUCCGGUCAUGCGGACGUGGAAUCGCGCACCAGUGUAUAAUCUAUUCAUGUAACAUGGAACACAAAAAUAUUAUGUACAUACGUAUGUAUGUACUAGUAUUUUUUUUUAAACUUUCUGUGUAUAUAAACAUAACUGAGUCAAAGCAUUUUGACCAACAUACAUUUUGCAAAGUAUUUUAACAUUUACAUACAUUUUGAAUCAUUGGUUAUAUGUAACUAAAAAAUUGGACUUGAUGGACAUAAAUUGCGGUUAAUCCGCGAAUCGGAUGAUCGAGUCGCGGAUAAUCGAGGUUCUACUGUACUUUUAUCCAAAUGUGUGAACUGAUGUAUGCACUAAAAGCACACUGAUGACAACUUUAACUGAGAUGAACUAUUAACGAAUUUAAAAAAAACCCAUGCUGCUGAAUGUACUGUUGAACUUGGAGGAUGAAAAGGUUUACUAUGUUAUGAAACUAAGUGAGUAUACACAUACACUAGAGAAUAAUACAGGUAGCUCCAAGAUUUAUGUGCGAAAACCUGGUAGUGUCCGGUUCAAUAUAUUAUAGAAGUUGUGUACACUAUUAACAUUGUAUUUGUUUGAAAUUUACUAUGUGAUAUUGUUAUAACAAACUAUCUUUCUUUUCUCAUAGGAAGACCUUUUUAAUUGUAAUUAAAUUUUGUGGUAAAAUUAAACAUCUAAUGCUUCAAAUUUUCUAAUAUAAAUAAAAUAUGUGUGCCACCAGAUAAUAAAAUACAUCAUUUAACUAUGUAUUUAUAAAAUAAUAUAAUAUUGUUUCUCUCUGCUAUUAGGUUAUUUGUCAAAUUCUCACCUGUGUUGGUAGCAUGAAGGUGUCUGGUAUAGGUAUUUUAUAUUUGAUGUGUAUAAGUUUUCUGAUAUAUCACUUUUAUAUUCUAAAGGAGCUGGUUUUUAUAUAGCUUUUAUCCACUCAUGCUGUCUAUGAUGGACUAGGUUAUGUUCUUGUGAAAACGUAAAUGGAAUUGUAGGUCGUUUGGCCAGAAUCAAACUGCCGUCUAGUAAGAAUUGAAUAGUUAAUACAUUUAACAGUCAGUGGCAAGCCAAACAGUACAAUGUGUUCUCGUGUAGACAUAAAAUACCCUGGCAUAAACCACACUAGAGUAAAACUUCUUUACAACAAGAUUGAAAGGACUGAAUUUUUGUGUGUUUGUUACAAAGGAUUGAAACGAAACAGGGAUAGUAAGUGUAUGGUAUCUGAUUUUCCACUAUUCAAGGACACAACACGUGAAAUUUUUAGUGUGACUCACAAAAUUGCAGUGUAUUUAAUCUUAUCAAUUGAGUUCUAAAAUAAAAUAAUUUAUAGAAGUAUUCCAUCCAUAAUAGAGAUGCAUCAAACUCUUAACAGUUAUUAAGUUGUGUCAAUCAACCAUCACAUAAUAUGCAGUGAAAAACAAUUUUCUUAAAAGAGUGAGUCACACUUAUAAUAAUAAUGUAUUUUUCUUGUUCAGUUUCCCUUUAAUUUAUUAACAAUCCUCUGUAUUUUUGAAAUAGUAUUGCAGUGUUCCAUUAAAUAUUUUAAUCAAUAUUUUGUUCAUUCAACAUAAUUAAUCAUAUUUUAGUAAAUUUUAGCCAUUUUAAAUAAAAAUUAUAUAAAUAUUCUGUCACUUUGUUUUAAAGGAAUUUACAUCUAAAAGAAAAGAAAAAAAUAUUCUUAUAUAUUGAGGUGUAAAUGUUUUAGAUACAGUUUUAACUGGGACUCAGUAAAAAGAGGUUUUUGUUAUAAAGGGGUUUUACUGUAGUUGUAGAUAUUUGGAAUACAACCAAAAUAUGGAUAUAGUCUGCGGAAAGUGCACUGUCAGUCCUCAUUUGUUCUGGAAAAAUCUGGCUUAAGCACAUUCUAAUAUGAGUGUAAGUCCCGAGAAGAGUACUUCACUUAGAAUCUAAAUCAUCCCUGAUAUUGGGGAACAAGAAAUUAUUUGGAUCAAAGCUAUGUUUUUCGUAGCUGGAAAGGUCAUGCUCCCACUGCAUUUGGGCAUAAAAUGCCCAAAGGUAUAUUCUCCAGACAGAUAUUCAGUAGAUAGAGACUAACGGCCUGAGGUACCUCGGUUGCCUUGAUUGCAUCAGCCAGAAGGAAUAUUGUGCUAUAGCACACUGCGGGUGGUGCUUGGAUCCUGCACAGAGUCCAUCUUGAGUAUAGUUGUUCCCAAGUGUUACAGGAAAUAAUGACCAGCUGAGGCCUGUAAAUUUUUUUUCCCCCAAAACAAUUUUGAACACAUUCUGUAGACUUCUGGUAAUCCGGCACAUCGGGACUGUGCAGGUGCCAGAUAACCGGAAAUGCUGAAUUGUCGGGUGGUAUCUCCAGCAAUCGCUAAACUCUGUAAAUAGGUGUGAGACAGCUAAUAUUUUUGGCAGUAACUUAAGCAUAAACAUUUCAACACAAAUACAGACCUAAACAAAAUUUUUAGUUUACAUUUUAAAUGCUCUUAUGUGCAUACAUAGAAGUUACAACUUAGUAAUGCAUUACAACCUACAAGCACGUUGAUCACUUCCUAGCAAUCCCGAAACAUGCUGAAUGCUCCCGACUAAUCCUGGUCCUCUCCAGGCGCUUACAAACUACCACUUAUAUGCGUACUGUAAAAGAAUUUUCGACCUCAGCUAAAAUUAUUGUUAAGUUUGCUUAGUUGGCUUGUCCAUAUGUUUCUGACUAGUACCGGACCAUCGGGUGUUCAGGACGUUGGAUGCCGAACAAUUGGAAGUCUACUAUAACAAAAUAUUAUUGAAUACAAAUAUCAAAUUUGAAUAGUAAGAGUGGGGAAAAAAUUUUAAAAACAAUUUUUAUUUUAGUUCAAUAGUAAUAUUUUAACAAUUACUAGUACUUGCAAUAAAUGUUUCACAUCAGUGGUUAUAGAUACUAAAAGACAACUACAAACUUAGAAUUCUUUUGAAUGUAUAUAUACAUAUAGUUUUGCAUUGAUCGAUGUGUAAGUUUUGGGAAUUUAAUUCAGUUCAAAUAAGUUAUUCAUUCUGAUUUUUUAAAUUUUGAAUAUGCAUACAGGUGUAAUGUUUUCUUGAAGUGUCAUGAACCAUUAGAAUCAUUCCCAGGAUUUGGUUUGACCUAUGCUGGAUCCUCAGUAACCCCAAGCUUGCAUAGCAACCCUAUAACAUACCUCUGACACCCCUUUAACCUUCAACCCCUCGAGUUACUACAGGUUAGUCUGCUUCAUGACAUAUGACUCUAGAUACUGUGUAUGCUGAUGGUACCAUACUGUGGGAACAGGUAUAUUCAGAACACCUCAUAGUACAAUACACUAUUGCAAGCCAGCAGAUUAUACUUUGUAAUCCAUGAAACUUUAACUGGUGACUGGAAAUAUUGAGGAGCCUUAUCUCAGGAAGUUGAUCCACCAUCUUGACACCUUCAUGCUCAGUAAUUCUUGACUUUGCAAUCUGGUUAACUCCGCCGUUCUAUUUCACUUAUCCACUUACUAAGUAAUGUUUUUUGAUGUUAAGAUAACAUGAGUUGCUUUUAUUGCUUUUAAUGAAGUAUAUAUUUUUCUUAAAUUGAGAAAUUAUAAGUAAUGUUGAAUCCACAAUAGAUUAGUAUUUAAGAAACUCCCAUUUUAAUGGUUCAUCAUUAGUUUUUAAAAUUGAUAAAUUUAAAUUGCAAUUUUCAGUAAUCAUUAUUAAAACCUAUCUAACAGAAUUAUAAGAAGUAAUUUGAAUUUCUCUCUUUCUGAAAUGAGGUAAAGUGACAGUUUAAAAUCCAAAACUUGUGUGAUACAACUGUCAGGUUAAAAAUUACUGCUGUCCACUGUUGUUUAGUGAGAGUAGUAUAGACGAAGGUGCACACCCUAACAUGCUCAACUAAAACACAGUAUAUUUUUACAUUUGUCAACAUCAAAAAAAAAAUUUUGUAGUUUAAAAUUGAAAAGAUUUUUGAAAGAAAAAUCUUGUAGCCUGUAGCAAGGCAGAUUUUUUAAUACUGUCAGUAAUUACAUUUUUUUAUUGGUUGUUUCAUUCUCAGUUAAAGCGUCAGAAAAGUCAUCAGUUUUUCUUCUCAUUUUUAUGACAAGAUUUUUACAUCAUUAUGUGAUACUUUACCAGUUAAAGUUGUGAAUGUAAUUAUUUUGUGAUUUUUGUAAUUCUGAGUUUAUAAUUUCAAGUUAUACAAUAUUUGUUAAUGAUAAUAGUUUAAAAGCACUUUUUGUGCCUAAUAAUGAAUGUUCUUUUAACUGGUUCUUCCACAGAAUUUUGGUUAUUGGUUAUUUAUUGUAUUAUGAAAAAAUAUUUUUCCUGUGUGUGACUUACAGCCAAUAAUUUCAUAAUUUUCAGAUGUAUGAACAAUAUGUGUUACGAUAAAUGAAACUAUUUUUUUAGUUUCACUUGCAGGUGAAGAAUUUAUAUAAAUAUGAAUGUGCUUCAGAGUAUUUUUUGUUAUCAACAGUGUCGGUAGAUUGAAAAUAGUUGGUUGAGAAGUUUUUUUUUUUUCCGCCAUAAAGUAGUGAUUAGAAAAUGAAGAAAGAUUUAAUUUUACUAGCAUGCAAUUUGUUUACCAGUAUUUUGCUUGUCGUGUUGUGAACUGCCUGUUAAGGUUGUUUGACAUAAACUCGGUAAAUACCUUGUGUGUGUUCAGAUUUCCUGGAAGCAUCUCUGAUACCACAGAAAUGGAGGACUAAGCUAGAUAUAGCAUAAGUAAUAUUUUGAUAUCAACAUGCUCAGUGUAGUUUUAUAUGAUCAUAACACAAUUUUAUUCUUUUGGAUCUAAAUUACUUGAAUAAAUUUUGCAAAAACUCACUCUUUUUUAUGGAGGAUGUCAGGCAUAAACUGUGACUUUAUUGAGCAAUCUCUUGCAAGUGUAUUAAUCUAGAAACCCCCCAUGCAUAAGUUAAUUGGAACUAUGGCAUCAUUGAACACAAUUUGAGGCAUUAGUAAUCAUUAAAUGAGUUAGAUCUAGAAACUCAUACUUCAGAGUAAUUCUAAAAUCAAAGGAACAUGCUGAGGAAUGAAAAAUCACAAAGCAUUUCACCAAAUAUUUUUUUUCAAGUUUAUAGAUUUAUUGAUGUAACUGACUUUUAGUAGAUACAGUCAAACCUCUCUGAAACGACCCCUCACGGUUCCCAGGAAUAGGGUCGUAAUAGAGGGGGGGUCGUAAUAGAUGUUUUCCGAAAUUUUCAGUUCAUUUCAAACCCCCCACCCCUUUUCACAAACCAAAGAAACCAGCCGUACAAUGGCAGGAUGCUGUCACUCACAAUGCUAGACGGCUUUGCUUUAAACCCACUUCAACCUUCAUGACAAGUCUGUCGCCCUACAGGCCACCUCUAAAGAAAAUAUGUCAAAAGACAGUUUAUUUUUACUGGUUAGUUUACAUGUACGUUUUCUGCUUGCCGUAGUUAAAUACACUAGAACCCCGAUGUCACGAACCGGAUUUAACGAAGCAGUGAUUUUACGAAUACAUUACGGGAACCGUCAAAAAAUUGAACAUUUUGACCAAAAUGUAAAAAUCAGAAGAAAAAAAAAUUAAAAAAAAAAAACAAAAUGAAAGAUUAUUAAAAUCUGUUAAUUUUAACACACAGCGUAUUUUUGUAUCGGCUUUAAUGCUUCCAAUAAUGUUUAUGUAAUAAUAACAAAAAAAUAAUGGGACAUUUCUUUUAAAAAUAUGGCAGCUGUAGGUUCUGCAACGCGAGUGGGUGCACACGAAGCUCGCCCGGCUGGCUGGCGGCAGCGGCUUCAUGACGCAUAAGCUCACCCCUCCCGCCCCUCUGUAGCAUUCUUCAAGGCUAGCUCAUCCCUCCCACACACAAAUCAUCCCUCCCACACACAAAUCAUCCCUCCCACACACAAACCAUUUAGUGUCCUCCCUUAUAACACCCCAACUUCGCUUCCUUUGAAAAACCUUCAGUGAGAAAAUGCUUAUUUGACCCUCCCUUCUCCCGUAAAAUUGGGCUAUUAUGAAUGGGGUACUAAAGCGGUGAGGGAGGGGUCAAAAUAUGUCACUUUUCACAUCAAGUUCGAGUUCAGUCAUCUCUGGCAAGGAAUUUACAAGCUUUCAAACCUAAAUAUAAAUGUAUUUUAAUAGCAAGGGUCCAAUGAAAAGGAAUAUACCGAAUAAAAUCAAGCUGCUGUCACCAAACAAAGCAUAAAAUGGCCCAAUGCGUGGUCGCUUCGUUAUUGCUCGUGCGAGAGGCGAGACGUGGAAUGUUAGAAGAAUGAUAAAUGCGGGGGAGACAGACGGCAGCCAGUGUGUUUCCUGUGUGGGGAAUAAGUGGCGUAGCCUUUUUUUUAUGCUGGGUAAAGCGACCUUUUUCUAUCAACCCACGGGAAAAGAUAAUUGCUUUAGCUGUCAAAAUAAACAUCGCUGCGGCAGUUAAAACAAGUCGAGGCGGGUGUGCAUCCAGUCGGUCGCUGUGUAUUGUCAACCGAUAGUAAUCAAAGUCAAGAAAAACCCAGCAGGUAGCUUUGCCUUAACUGCGUACCACACUAGACACUCGCAAAAAGCUAAACGUAAACACGUUUCCACAAAAACCUUUAUCUGCACCCUGCCGGCAAAGGGACGUGGAAUGGGGGUUGUUAAGCGCUGACAGCGGUCGUAAACACGUUGCCACAAAAACCUUUAUCUGCACCCUGCCGGCAAAGGGACGUGUAAUGGGGGUGGUCAAGCGCUGACAGAUAGGUAUGCGCUGCCGACGGCAGUACAGCACUCGGCAAGAGAAACGCAGUAACACACUACUCACCACAAGAAACUUAUUUUCUGUCCGAUUUUCUUCGGGAUUUUCGGCAAUUUUUUCACGGUUCCUCGAAAUCGGGUUGUAAUAGAGAGGUGGUCGCAAUAAAUGGGGUCGCAACAAAAAGGUUUUACUGUAGUGUGUGUGUUGGUCGAAGACAAGGCAUGACAAAUGCUAGCUGGAUCUGUCAGCAUCAUGCAGUCGUGGGCCAACACGUGUCAGUAUCAUCACCUGCUGGUUUUGUCCCGAGGCUCCUGCGAUGGCACCACUACCACUUGCAUCUCCUGCACAUGAAAUAAUCCUUGGGCUGAAAGAUUCUGGACGUGAGACAGUGUGGGGACAAGCUAGGACACAUACUUCCCACCUCACGGAUGGACUGUCUGUGGUGGCAGUGCCGUGCCAUCAGGAUAUCGCAGCCUGUCUGGGUGAAGUGUCUUUUGUAUCAGUCAUGUCAGAACCAUAACAUUUUUUUGAUAUAAUGGGAACAAUAAAUGUUGUUAAAGUGAUGGUUGCUAAUUUCGAACAAUAAGGAUGCGUCAACUUCUCUCCUUACAAAGUUUAGUGACCAUGCACCAUGGCCUUUUGUGUGUUGAGUUAAGAUUGUUACAGUCCAAGUUGGCCCUGGAACACAAUCCGGAAUAGUAACAAAUUACAAUUAAAACACUUGAAAAAUUUUAGUUUGUGAGUUACAUCUUUAAUUUCAUUUUCUUUAGCGGACUGCCGCGGCCGCCCAUUGUGACAAUCGCGCGACAACCCAAAAACAGACAAUUGACGACUGAAAAUUUUUUCUUGUGAGUUGCCGACGACACGUCCUCACGUCGUGACGAUAGAGCAACAACUGGUUGGCACCACCCAGUUACCUUCCUUUUACAGAGACAAAACAAAGGGAGGCAACUGCACCAACUGAUCAAUCACAAAACAGAACAUUUCUCUCCAAGUCUGGAAAGACACAUCACACCACCUCAAGGCUCGCCCUGAUUGGCUGGUGAGACUGUGCCCAGCAAAAGUUCCAGUUUAAUGCUGCGCAGUUGUGCCUUCACGUACUGGGUUUUUCCAACGACACACUAACUUGAGGCGUGAAAAAUGACUUUCCGGCGACAAUGUGUCGCACUCGUAUCUUCCUUUCUUUCAAAACCUUCUAGAAUGUUCUCGAAAGUUCCAUACAGUCUUUCUACUCAGAAUAUGCCUUAAAAUAUUGAUAAAACAUAAUUAAUACUCCUGUUAAUUGUAAAUUAUAAAUUAUACAAACAAUAAUAAAACAUUACAUUUAGCUUUAUACGAAAUAUAACACAAAUUAAUAAUAUUCACUAUCAAAACACAAAUGAAAUACUUGCAAUACUUAUGAAUAGUAAAAGAAACAUUAAUAAUAAUAAUAAUUAUAAAAAUAUUCGAUAAACCAUUAACAUAAAACAUUCUUAGCUAUAUUGUUACUAAUAGUAGUGGGCAGGAAAUCUGCAAUGUUACAAGAUUAUGUGGAAAAAUGAUUUGAAAUUACACUUUUCUAUUUCACAAUCCAUAUUUUAAAUAUAUAUAAAAGGGAGAGUUUGUCUGUCUAUAGUUUGCACAGUGUGGAGGUAGUGAGACGUAAAUCCGUGAAAUUUGGUACAUAGAUUCUCUAGAGUGGGUCUGUUUGCACGUCAGAGAUAAAUUAAUUUUAUUUUUUUGUUUGAAUUAUUAUUAUUUUUUUUGUUGUGAUUUUUGACCAAUUUUUCUCUAUAAUCUCCAUAGCCAUGUCUAUUAAAUUGUUGAUGAUGCUUUCUUCUCCUGGCAACAGCUAUUGCAUUUUUAAUACUAUAUAUAGUAUUGGUUGAAUAAAUGCAAACUUGAAGACCCUGAAAAACUGUUCAAUCCAAGAUGGUGUCUUUGGUUUAUAUUUCUUCCGGUUAUCUUAGUUCUAACAAAUUUUUUUUCAUAAGUUGAUUUUCAUAAUUCAAUUUAUUUUUUUCUAUUUGUUUGAGGUGUGGCAAUGGCAUACCAACGAGGAGGGCAUGUGUGAGAGUGUUCUGCCUGUAGACUGCUGUACUGAAGCAUAGGUGAAUCAUUUAGUUUUUAAUAAAAAAAUGAUUUUAUCAACAUAUCCAUAGUCUAAUUUGAAACAUAUCUAAUUAUUUCUUAAGAUUUCAUUAAAUUCUACUAGCAUUCUUAAUUACAACUAACUUAUAACUUUUUAUGCUUAUAAUGAUAUAUUUUCAAGGAAAGAAUAAAAACUCAAAUUAGCACUGAUAUCCUCACUUCAACAUGGCAGGUGUCUCCUUGCCACUGCUGUAUUUGGUUGCAGCUUGCCCAGCAUGGUGGCAUCCUCAGUCCGCCUACCAGUUAUCGUGAGAAGCAAGUUAACUAAUGAGGUCAGUCAAAUUUAACGUUUGACAAAACAUUUACAUAUUUUCUUAAACUGUAAUGUUCCGAUAAUACAGGCAAGAACCUAUAUAGUAAAUUAUUAGUACCCACUGAGACGUUUUCAUGCUGACACUGACACAAAUUUAUUUCGUGAAAUUCUGUGACAAUCGCUUCCAUGCAUGAGAUUCACAUAGAUGUAUGUUUAAACAGGUAUCAACCAUUUUCUUGUUGUAAAUUGUUAUUAAUUCGUAAUAAAAGUAUUUUUUAAACACAAAACAUUUAUGUGCACCAUAUGGUACAGACUUUAUUCAGCAAGAAUUUGUUAGCGGUUUUCAACAAACUGUAAUCUUACAACAUACUAUGCUCUAAUUUAUUGAAACAAGCAAAAAUUUUCAUUUCCACAACAUGCAUGCAUAUUUAUAUUGACGUACUAGAGGAGAAAGCUUGAGUCCCGCCAAGAAAGUGUCACUUCGUGAUGUCAAACUGGUCACAAAGUUUUGUAAGCAAAUUUAUAAAUGGAGAAAUUUCUGACAUUUUCAACAAACGUUUUUGUUUUUCUGUCUGUCCAAUACGUUUAUUUUAUCUAGCCCUAAUCGUAAAUACUGAUAAUGUUUUUAAUAAAAUACGCAACACAUGCAUGUCCUAAUUCUUGCCAUAACAUAAAGCAUCAUGAUAAUUGCCCUCAAUAUUUAGAUAUUUGAUGGAUAAAUAAUGCAGUUGUAAAUUUUUAAGAAGCUUAUUUGUCAUAUUAAAAAUGAUUGUUAAAGACGAGUUUAUUUGCAUUUAAAGCAAUACUUACCAGAAAGAAAGAGAACUACCAGUACACGCUCGAGACAAGUUCAGUGGAGAGAAUGAGCUAGCACUGGGACUCCCUUGACAGUCAAGCGCAGCUGCAGUGACACCAUAGAUCCGGCCAAAAUUCCGUGGCACAUCCAGCCAACACUUAUUGUGUGCUCCAUGCACCUAAUGCCUUGAGAGUGAUGUGGUGUAGAAUGAAAUACUGCCUGCUUAUUGAGAUACUGCAGUAUUCUGUCAUGCCACGUACCACAGCAUAAUCUGGCCAAAGGAACUCUGAAAAGAAGAAUAAUAAAAGAAUGCAUAUCUAGUGUAAAGAGGUAAUGAGAUAUUGGAUUUUUUUUUUAUCAAAAAAAUGUGAAAACUUUUCUUUAUCAAACUGUGAAGGCUUGUGAUGCACUUUCAUCCCCCAAGGGAAAACACACAUCACACAGCAAUAUAAUUGAAAAUUUGGUCAGCUUUUCUUUAAUUUUUUUUAAAUAUGUGAUGAAAAAUCAAGAAUCCGCUGUGUUAGGGCAAUUGCGGGUAAGCAAAUAAUUGUAACCUAUUCUUUUUACAUUUUUAUAAAGCCUUCAUUGUGUAUUGUAGCAACGACAAGACUGCAUUUUAUUACAGAAUGUAUUUAAGUUACAUGGUGUUUAAACAUAUAAUUAGCUUUAGAGGUUCUCUGAAACAGGCUAUUGUACUAAAUGUUUAUCCCUUUUGCAACAACAUGCCAUUUAUCAUGAAGAAUAUGGCAAUAGCCAGUCUUUAAAACUGUUAGCUGUAGCUAAAACAUUACCAUUUCACUUAUAAUGCCACCACUAUUUUAAAUGAAAAUGUAAGGUAUACGGAAACUAGAAGGACCUAUUUAUGCUGCCGGAAGUACAACAGUGUUAGACACUCUGUGGUUUGCCUGCCCUCCAUUCCCCUCCUGUAAGGAAUAGUUGUGGUUGUUUAGUAUCAUCAGGCAGCAUCAUUCAGAGAUGUCAAGAUACAUUGUCUUGCUGUGCUGCUGGGAUGAGAGGUAGUGGCCAACAAAACAACAGUAUUGGAGAGAUGAUGCUUAUCAGUUCCUCAUAAACUGAAGCAGGGCACAGAUACCUUAAGGUAUCUGCUCAGCCAGGAGUGUAUUUGUGUCGGUGAUGCGAGAUAAGUAUGAUGCUUGGUGGUGUCGCCUUUAAGUACAAGGCUCUGAACUGUCAAGUAAUCCUACGGUCUUGCAUAGGACAACUUUAAGAUUUGAUGGUGGGCAUAACAUCAUAUGGCGUAUAAAUGUAGAUAAAAGGGUAAUGUAAGUCCCUCAAGUGUUUCGAGAUUUGCUACCAGAAGUUUAAUAAGUAAAUAUUCUAAAAACACCAGUUUUUAGCCAUUUUCACUCACCAAAACAAAGUUUAAAAACAAUAUCUGGAAACAGAACUACUAUCUGACAUUAACAUUUUCUUUGGUAGCUGUUUGCAGGCAGACACCAGUGUUAUAUGUUGAGCAGUUUUUAAAUCACGUGAGUUCUAAGCUCUGAUUGUGUGUCCAGAUAGCAGGAUCCUUAAAGGCAUCCUGAUCUCAUAAUGAUCACGUGUGUCUGCAUGAUGCCCCUGCAGUGUUGGUUCUUCACAUAAUUAUGUACCUACUUAAUAAAACAUCAGCUGUGCAACAUUGUGAUACAGAGUCUACCGAACAUGUUUUCUUGGCAAUAUCUCUCAUUCACUGGAUAUAGUACUGGUAUUAAUCUUGGGAUGUGAAAUCCCUACAAAAAAUUUCUUUAUUUAAUUUAUUGUAUCAGAAAGCUGUCUUGAAGUUUAUUUAAUGAAAAUGUUAGUGCAUAGUCUGUUGUUUAAUUAUUAGUUUUGUUUUAUGUAAUGCUAACUUACAGGUGUCUGUGUAAGUUUUCAAACAAUUUCAAGUGGAAGUGCCAGGUAUUUUGGCAUAAAUUGUGAGCAGUAUAGUGAUUGCAGAUUUAGUACAAAUAGCAGCUUUUUAUUUUUGAGGUAGAUAUUUUUAGAUCUGUUGAUUGAUUUUAAUCUUUUAAUCAUGCACUUAUGAACUGAAUCUAUUUACUAUUGCAGACUGAAAUUUUGAAAUACUUAUAAGUUUUUGUUCUUUAUGGAUUGGUAUUGUUAAUUUUUUAAUUGAAAUAAUAUUUAAUAUGUGUGCUUGAGUGUGAGUUGUAAAAAGUCUUAACUAAAAAGUUUAUUUUAAGAUUGUAAAUUGUUGGUGUUUUUUUUUGAUAUUGUGAUCUUGAUAUGGAACAAAAGGAUUUGUAGACAUGUGAUUUUAAGUUUAUAAAGUAAUUAUUUAAGUAAUGAUAAACUAGAACCAUCAUUAGUAUUUAUUUUAUGAUUUUACCACUGAAAUUUAAGAAGUUAUCUUCCAAGUUUUUUAAAAGACAUAUGUUACUCAGUAAAAGUUAAAGAACCUUAAAUUAUUCUCAUUAUGUGAAAUAAUGUUUUUACUGUAAAUGGUUUAUCAGAAGAUAUUCAUAACAUGGUGAUUUUCACUUUAUUUUCAGUAUUUUUAGCACCUGACAUAAUCUGUGUUACGUUAUUCUGUAGUAGCCAGAAAAUUCCUCACCUCUGCAUAGAAUAAGCUUUGUUUUUGACUGAAUUCUUGUCUAGACUCUAGAGACAGGUUCUUUGUGUGCAACUUACAACUACCCAGGUCUCACUCACCUUGUUUUAAUAUCAUAUGUACUCAAGGACAUUGGUAUAAUCAAGGCUUUCCCUUAUUGCCAGUUGCACAAUUCUGAUAAACACAUAUAGUAUUUAAAAGCUGUUGUAAAACAAAACAGUCUGAAAUAUAAAUAUGUUUUGCUAAGAAAAAGCCUGUAUUGUAAUAAAAUGAAAAUCCUUAUUAAAUCUUUAAACUAAAAUAACUAGCAUUUGAAAGACACGUGGAGAGUAUUUGUUACGCAAAAAAAAUUUUUUUACAUGUUGUAUAUAUGAUCUGAAUUUAGUUAUCAUUUUCUAAUUUACAUUGAGUUCAUACAAAUGACGACCUCGAAUCUACACAUGUCAUCUACAUAUCUACAUAUGUCCAAAAUUUGUAUGAACUCAAUGUAAAUUAGAAAAUGAUAACUAAAUUCAGAUCAAAUUCCCAAUGAUCUUCGCUCUGUGCUGAAAACACAAUGGUGCAACAGGAAAUUUAGUCGAGCCAUGAUCAAACCAGUUAGUGAAACGAGAUCAUACCAGAACUUUAAUGAUGCAACUGGCAAUAUGUCAAGGAAACGUUGGGUAUUAUCCUCAGAUUAUUAAUUAAUGUGUUAACUAUUACAAAUUCUCUUAAUAUUAAGUAUGUAGAAAUCAUAACAUCACUAAUCACUGAUUUUAGCACCUGCUGGUAAAUUCAGAAGCUGGUCACCCCACAGUUAGACCUAACAUCCUACCAACCCAACUCAAGUGUUUAAUCACUGUUUGGAAUGUCCUAGUCUGUUGUCAGCAUGAUUGAUGCUGUUUGUGUUUAUGUUGGUAACAGAAGUCACUAAAAAAUGUUUACAAAAAAUUCUGCUAGAAACUUUUUAUUCAAUUGAAUAUUACGGCUUAUGUAAAAAUAACACAAUAAAUUUGUGUACUGUUUGUCUGUUUAAAGUAUUUUUCAUGCAAUUUUGUAAAGCACCUGUGACAGUUUAAUAUUUAUUGGUAGAACUAAUACCACACUUAACAUUUUAAAGACCAUUUCAAAUAAUAAUGAAUCAAUUCUGAAAAUGAUAAACUAAUUUCACAAACCCGAAACUUGAAAAAUCUGCUUCAUGUUAUUCCUAACAUACAUACUUUUAUAAAUCAGUUCUUGCAUGAUUUCUUAAAAGAAAUUCUGAAUUGACUGUGAAUGUGUGGGAAUUAAAAUAAACACUAACUUUUGUGGAAACAAAUUUACAGUAAAUGCUCUUUAAUGCGUCACUUCCAAUACUAUAGCUAUGUCGGAUUAGCGAUUUGGCCAGAUUAUGGAACUUCAAUUUAUUUUUAACAGCAAUACGAAAGAAAAUUUAAGUUCAGUGAUAUUUAUAUAUUUAUAAUUUAUUAAUUAUUAUAUUUAUAAUAAUAAAUACAUAAUAUUAAAUAAUCUUCUAUAUGACAAAAAAAUUACACGAGUCAAAUUCUGUGAUAUCAUGUAUCCAUAAUUCGGAUCUCAAUAAACAUCCGAAUCCACCCACAAAAUAUCUAAACACGAGCUACUUGAGUGAUACCAAAUUGCAGAAUGUGCCGAAGUGUGUUGGAUUAAAGUACACCAAUUGAAUUAUCACUGAGGUAUGAACAUCGUCAUCACCAUCUUGCAAGACAAACUGUAACUACUCAGUACGCAAUACGCCGUUAUAUAGCAGCUCUUUAUGUGCUUCACAGAUUGCCUAAAUAGGAAUUAUCAUUUAAUAUUAAAUAUUAAAAUAAAAUUAAUUAACUUAGAUGCUUUAUAAUAUUGCAUGUUAUUUUCUAAAUUCUUUCAAAGUGUCUAGCAUUCAUCCUGCGGCAAUUGUGUGCUUUGAAUUCUCACAUGUACAUGUAGGCCCUUAUAUCUACAAGUAUUCUAGACUCGACAACGGACAUUCCACAAAGUACCAUCUACUCAUAGUCUGUUGGGUUUAUUUGUUACCAUCCUUCAUGUUAUACAUAUAACUCCUAAAAAUUAUAAACAAGUUUUAAAUUAAAAAAUAAAAUCAAAACAUUAAGUAUUUAUACAAGAUUAAUUUUAUGAAUAUAAUUUUGAGAACUAUUUUUUGUACUUACUGUCUAACAACGUAACCAGCAAUAUACAUAAUCUGUCAUGUAAAUACAUUUUAAAUGGCAGGUUGUAUUUUUUUAUAUCAAUCAAAACAAUGGGGGGGAAAAAAUUCAAAGGUAGCUCAAUACAAAAGUAAAUAUAAAACAUGCAGUAUUACAAUCAAAUAAUGUUGACUAAAUAAGAGUUAAAAUUGUGAACAAUACAACACACCAUAAUACCAUUUAAAAUUAUAAUUAUUAAUUCAGUUUUGAAUAUUAUUUUGUUAAGAAAUGAGAAUUUAGAGUCAACCAUAAACUGACCCUUUCAUUAGCUGUUGAUGAUUUUUCGAACCAGGUAAGGAAAUUGUGUGAUUAGACUCAACUUACAUUAGGAUUUUACUUAUGUUUUUAAAAAGAUUAUUGUGCAGGUAAUUUGCAGGCUGCUUCUGUAUUUUUAGAACCAUGGUUGGACGGGAGGGUAGGCUGACAGGAUUCUGCCCCUAGUGGUUGCCCGGACUACCACCAGGGCCAUCGCGAGAAACUAGGGUCCAGGGGCAAAUUAUUUGGUUAUUAACUACAACUUCUCAAACCCUACAAUUUAAUAACAAUUUUUUUUUUACUGUAAACAUUACUGUGUCCAUAACUGCAAAUGUGACCUGCACGUAUUGCGUAACUUGUAAGAUUUCCAAUGAAUUCUUUUAUCAAUAGACUUGAAAUUUUCUAUUAGAAAAAAUCUUGAAACCAACCGGGCUUCCUCCCCCUUCGCCUUCCUCUCUACUUAUAAAAACAGUGACGAGUGCAUGUGUCAUUGUUUCAAGCCGUUAAUGUCAGAAUUUUGUGUACGUACUUGUUUAGUGGGAGCUUAAUUGGUUUACUGAUCUUUGAUACACAUACCUGAACAGGAAGGUCUCUGGUAAUCUAUUGAAAAUAUUAUCUAGCUCUUGUCUAGGUGAUUUAAAUCUCAGUAGCUGCUAACUGAAAUGCAAUGUCAUACAUAAUAUUUUCGUUAAAAUGUUGUUUUAGCUUUGGUUUUUUUGUUAUUUGCUUUUUUGCUUUAAACUUGGGAAAAGUAAUGCUCACUGUAAUUGUAAGGAGUCUAAGGCCAGGAGAAAACAAUACACAAUUCUAGAGGCUCCUUCAGUUCUCUUUUAACAAUUUGAAAAUUUGAAUUUUAACUGAAUUAUAAUAACAUAAUAAAUGUUUUUGAUGGCAGUUACAAAAAAAAUUACACAUGAAUUUAAAGUCUACCAUCAAGAUUAACUAAACUUACUUACUGUACACAAGUGCCAAUGUGGUAAAUUCUAGUUUCAAUAUAUGUAAUAGAUUUCAUGAAUACAUGUUUGAAUUUUUGGGAUACUGUCACAACAUGAAAACUUAUUGUUUGUAUUAUUUAUUACAUGUAAGGAUACUCAAAUGUUACAUGUAAUAUUUAGGAAUGUCAAAUUGAUAUGAUAAAAUUGUAAAUAACCUUUUUGUGAAAUAUGGCUCAUGCGGUGUGGCCCCUAUACUCUGCCCCCUAAAACACUGCCCUGGCGGUGCUCGCCGAACAGUCUUCACGUGGUUCUGAAGCCCGACAUGUCGUGGCUUGUGGGACGGUCAAGAGCGCGCGACAGCCUCUGCCGCUGUGCGUCAAAGAAAGCCCCAGCUUGCGUGAUGCGGCACAGGAGCCAAGGUGAGCAGGUUUUGCUAGAGCAGAAGGCUUGUGGCCCUCUGGGUGUCUGCCUGGCUGUCACCUAAUCCUAGCAUUUCCUGGAGAGCAGCUUGACUAGCUGUCUUCAAAAGAAUUCUUUGAGAAAAUAAUGGCAGCCAGUUUAAUGAACUGAGGUGGAGACAGAGAUACUGUUAACUACCUCUUAAAAAGCAGUUCAUUUGAUCUUAAAGAAGUUUGCAAUUUCUAGGAGUUUUUUUUAUUGGGAGAAAAAAGAUAAACUUGGCUCUAAAAACUACAGACUAAAGUCAGUCCCGAAAUAAGACAUGAAGUAAGUGGCCUUCACUAAAGUUGCUUGUCUAUUGGUCUUUGGGCAUCAUGUGGCUUAGAGUCUAUUGACUAUUACUAUUAAUAAUUGAACAUAUGUGGUCUCAGACAACUCCCCAUAUGGAAGCAAUUUGUUGUUACAAAAAUUUGACUACAAUAGUGAAAGCAGCAGACUUGUUCUAUUUAAGAAAGCCUAAGGUAUGGGAUAUGUCCAGAUCAAAAGCCAAAAUAUUUUAUAAAAUCUAAUGACAGUAUUCUGGAUUGCAGUUUGUGACUUGCCUAGUGGAUAGUGAUUGAUUGCAACUAUCAGUACCUUUAACAGAGCUAGCUGACUUCCAUUAAUGUAACAUAUACAAGUAAUGAACUUGAAACCUAACAUGAUAUGGAAAAAAGGUCCUCAUAAAUUACCAAUGCCAUCCUUGGGUUGUCAUUUUGUGUGUUUAAUUAGUGAGCCAUAGAAAACAUUAUAGGUCAUGCUGAAUUGCAUCAAAAGUUACUUGCAAUAUUUUUUUUUGCAUAUUUGGCAUUGUGUGUUGACAUGACAUGACCCGAACCGCAUGAUUUUUCGUGUGUGAACUAUCAACAAUGCAUACUCAAAAACAGCCAAAAAUAUAUUCAAAAACUUUUUUUUUUAUUUGAAAAGGAUGCCAUUGUAAGCAACAACUAAUACAGUAUUGCUAUAUGCAAGAGAGCAAUGGAAGUGUAUAGCACAUGAGGAAGGAACUUCACAUUAGUAAGCAACAGCUUUUGCAAUACUGCUACAUGCUAUAGGGGGUUGGAAGCAUAUAGGAGAAGGAAUGGCAGAUGAGUGAGCAACAACUUGUACAGUAUUGCUAUGAGGAAGAAACUUCACAUGAGUAAGCAACAACUUGUGCAAUAUUGCUAUUUGCUAGAGGGAAAUGGAAGCGUAUAGGUGAAGGAACUGCAGAUGAGUAAGCAACAACUUGUGCAAUAUUGCUAACGAAGGAAGCAUUUCGGGGAAGGAAAUGGACAUAAGUAACUAACAUCUUUUGCAGUACUGUGAUAUGCUAUAGGGUGAUAGAAGCAUGUAGGAGAAGAAACGGUAGAUGAGUGAACAACAACUUGUACAGUAUUGCUAUGAGGAAGGAACUUCACAUGAGUAAGCAACAACUUGUGCAAUAUUGCUAUAUGCUAGAGGGCUAUAUGCUAGGUGAAGGAACUGCACAUGAGUAAGCAACAACUUGUGCGAUAUUGCUAUACCCUAUAGAGCGAUGGGAGCCAGCCGGGGAAGGAACUGCAGAUGAGCGAACAACAACUUUUAAAGUAUUACUACUUGUUAAAGGGUGAUAAAGCAUAUUGGGAAGGACUGCAGAUGAGUGAGAAACAGCUUGUGAAGUAUUGCUAUAUGUUAAAGGGUGAUAAAGCAUAUUGGGAAGGACUGCACAUGAGUGAGCAACAGCUUGUACAGUAUUGCUAUAUGCUAGAGGGAAGGAAAUACGGUAGAGUGACACGUAUGUCUGCAGCAGUCGUGUAGCUUGUUGAAAGUGAAAGUCGUGAGGCUGGAACUGUUUCUUGUUGUGAAGAGCUUCCUUGGAGGACCCGAUGGCAAUGGCCUGAGCCUGAGGUGGGGAGAGGUGGGGAGUAGUGCUAGUUGCAAUGCUAGAAAUGUCUCAACCAACAAGCGAGGCUGUGAAAGGCUGGCCCGAAAGUUUGUUUAAAAGCAUUGAACUAUCAAAAUUCUGAGAAUAUUAUACGUUUUAAGUUUAUGCAGUUUACAAAAAUAUUAUUUUUAGUUGUGAUUUGCAUUCGCAGAGACAUAACACUUAAUUUUUCAUAAAAUUAAAAAAAAAUUAAACUAUCAACAUAUCAAAAAAAGUGCAGGAAAUAGUGUUGAUGACAAAAAGAACUUGAAUACUAAACAUUUUUCUACUGAAGUCAUAUCUUAUAGUUGAAAACUUUCUUGCAUCAGUAUUUUUCUAUAAUACUAAUAGUUAAUAGAACAUUUAAAUAAAAAUCCAAAUAUUUAAAUGGUUCUGGGUACUAAUUUUAAGAAUAGUUGUUGAAAAGCUACAUUACUUUAUUUCAUGACAGUGCUAUGAAACUAAUUUAUUUUGUUCCAUUUUCAAUCCCACAUUAACAUAGAGUAUAAUUGUUUACAACUUUAGGAACAUCCAGAGAUAUGUAAUGGAAGCCAUACAAGCGCCAUCUUAUGUGUGUUUGAUAGAUUGAUAGAGAAGGCAAUGGGAUAAAAGCUGGUAGUACUGUAGUGAGUAUUUUCCACUGGGGCCCGCAUAGCAGUGUUAUGGGCUUUUUCAAUUAUGUUCAGGAAUCAUGGAAACAGUCUCUGUUUAUUUAAAAUUGAGUUUUUUUUUUUUUUUUUACUGUACAGUGUCAGACACACACACCUGUACUACAUAUCAAAAACUAAGCUAGCUGGUUCCGAUGUUAAAUUAACAUUCUUUGUGGUUGAUAUCUACAUGCAUUACUUCCACUACUGUUUUUGGGGCUCACUUGAGUACUGUAUAUUUUCAUACUGUUAGUACUGAGAUGCACCAUGUCUUAUGACACAAUCAUAAACUGCCUUAAAUGGUCUGGUCAAGUAAACUGCCUUAUUAAGUUAACUUUUCUCUUAUAUUGCCUUCUUCUCACCCAGCUAUCUGUACUGAUUCCUUUCAGACGUUUAGCUGUGCAAGUACGGUGCCAGUGAUUGCAUUUGGUCUUUGGACUGGUCUAUGUGGCAGCAUAUAUUUUUGAAAUGAAGUUCUAGCACAUUAAGUUAUUACUAUCUUGAGUUUGUUUUUCUAAGUGUUUUACUAAGUCAAGUAGACACUAAAAAAUAAGUUUGCUUGUCCUUGUAUGUUUAAGUUUAACGAAAUGUCUGUAAGAAGUAAAUUCCAACAUAUUCAAUAAGCUGAAAUGCUUUGUUACUAUUAUUGUAAAGUUAUCAAAAUAUUAUGUAAGUUUUCUUUACUGAAAAAAAAUGUAACUCCUAAUAAUGGUUCACAAUGUUAUUACCAUUAGUUGAUAAAAUUGGGAGGGUUUUAGUUCUACAUGUGAAAAAACAUAUUAAUUUUGUCCUCCAUGUUUGUUGUUGCUUGUAGAUAGCGAAUUUUGCAUGAUAACAGAACACUAUUAUUUUCUUAAGUUGCAUAGUAUAUCUUAUUAUGACUGUUUUUCUUUGGUCCCAGAAAUAUUUGAAAUGAUGGAUGUACUUAUGUCUUGAAUUGUUUGUAAAGAACAUGUGUGUUAAAAAAAGGUACAGUUUGUUAUGUAAUAGCAAUAUAAAUACAGUGAAUUUUAGCUUUCAUUGUGAAAUCACUUUGUUUUUCAUACUGUUAGUAGUGUCAGCUGAAUUGAGCAAGUCACAUAUUCGGAUCAGUAUUUUUUCUGAAUGUCCUUCAACAAAAAUUUAUAAUUAAUACCUAUAUCUUAAUAACAGCAUACAAAAUAAUUCAAGAUCAAAAAAGUAAAUUUGUCUGCAGCUACUGUUUGUUAUUUUGUGUGUCUUACUUUCUAAUUGAAAUGCAUUAGUAUGUUGGAAAUAAGUGGAUGUACGAGUGCAGAAAUUGUAAAUUACUAUAAACACAUCUACUUAGUACUCUGGGAUAUACUGUAGCUAUUUAGAAAUGUAACCUAUAACUGGUGAUGGCUUUUAGAUUAGGAGCACUUGUCUUAAUUCAAUCUUUUCACCAAAGACUAUUUUUUAUAAACAAAAUCAUGUUUGUGAAGUGUUGUAACUAGCAAUCGUACAAACUUUUAUCAGCAUUUGUGUUAGGACUACUAAGUUAAAUUAAUUAAAUUCACCAAAUUAUUGGCGACUGUUCAUUAAGUGGUAAUUGUAUGUGAUUGCUGUACAUUUCUGUGAACAAGUCCACAAAUAAAGUUUCCAACAAAUUGAGCGCAUCCCUCAGUUGUUUUAAAUUGAUGGAAACAACUGCUUUUGUACUUAUAUAACAUACAAUUACAAAUUGUACUGUAAGAAAGUCUGUUGUCUUGAACUUUUCAAAUGCAUACCAUUAUAUUAACAUACUAAUGUAUGUGCUAGAGAUAUCACUAUGUUUAAAAGAUGUGAAAACUGUAUCAUUUUGUUUUUUAUUUUAAUGUUAAUGCAGUAUGAUACAUAAUUUUAAGUUUCUGUCACUGUACCAAAAAUAAAGGUUGCAGUUUGUUAAAUCUUUUGAACCACACAUAUAAUGGCUUUGUUUUACAUUCUUGUUGCAUCGUAAAUUUCUGAUAUUAAUUUGUUUGUCCGCUACAUGUACCUUAGGCAGCAAUUUGGUUAGUUUUGAGAGUAGUGUGAUUGUGUUGUUAUUUUUCUGGAAAUAUUCUAAUGGUUUCUUCAUCUAAGCGCAUGUAUUUUAUGUAUUCUAGUUGAGGAAUGGAAAACAAACUGUGGACCAUGUGUGAUGUCAAGGGAGAUCUGUAGUGAUGUGGGAUGAUGAAUUAUUUCCGGAUGUGCAUAUGAUACUGAAAUAACAAAGUGGCAAUAGUAUUUGUUAUGCGAGUUAGAUUUUCUUAAUGCUGUUCAUAGUUAAAUGGAAUUUAAACUGUUAUAAUAAUUUAAUUUUUUUAACUUACACUGUAGGUAAGUUUUGUUAUAUUGUUGCUUAUGUAUUUUGAUGUUUACUAACGUUCAGUGUUGUUACAUCAGUGGUUGUUUCUUUAGUUUGCAGAUGUGAUGCAUUUGAGCCUCGGCUGCUUCAGUUAGUUGUGUUCACACUACUCAUUUGUAGAAUUCAGAAUUAAAUUAUUAUUAUUUUUA
This is a messenger RNA of Bacillus rossius redtenbacheri, 26766 nucleotides long. RefSeq names its product protein AF-9 (gene ear). Gene Ontology annotation, biological process: positive regulation of DNA-templated transcription. The coding region runs from base 772 to 3204 and encodes 810 amino acids. NCBI's taxonomy places the organism in Eukaryota, Metazoa, Arthropoda, Insecta, Phasmatodea, Bacillidae. The record is from RefSeq and is a predicted model, not a curated record. The transcript has 5 exons. Gene Ontology annotation, cellular component: transcription elongation factor complex. Gene Ontology annotation, molecular function: chromatin binding.